Messenger RNA from Malassezia restricta, 516 nucleotides. RefSeq names its product large subunit ribosomal protein L18Ae. Gene Ontology annotation, molecular function: structural constituent of ribosome. Gene Ontology annotation, biological process: translation. The coding region runs from base 1 to 516 and encodes 171 amino acids. The transcript has a single exon. The record is from RefSeq and is a predicted model, not a curated record. Lineage: Eukaryota; Fungi; Basidiomycota; Malasseziomycetes; Malasseziales; Malasseziaceae. Gene Ontology annotation, cellular component: cytosolic large ribosomal subunit; ribosome.
AUGGGCAUUUCGGAGUACAUGGUCAUUGGACGGCACUUGCCGACGGAGAGGGAGCCCGUUCCUCCUCUGUACCGCAUGCGCAUCUUCGCCAAGAACGAGACGGUGGCCAAGUCGCGUUUCUGGUACUUUGUGCGUCAGCUCCGUAAGAUGAAGAAGGCUACGGGUGAGAUUGUGACGGUGAACAAGAUUCAAGAGAAGACGCCGACGAAGGUGAAGAACUUUGGUAUGUGGAUGCGUUACAACUCGCGGUCGGGUACGCACAACAUGUACAAGGAGUUCCGUGCGCUGAGCCGUGCGGAGGCUGUUGAGCAGAUGUACCAGGACAUGGCUGCUCGUCACCGUGCCCGCUUCGGCAGCAUUCACAUCCUCAAGGUAGCUGAGAUUGACAAUGUGGCUGACCUGCGCCGCCCGUAUGUCAAGCAGCUCACGAGCAAGAACCUGCGCUUCCCUCUGCCUCACCGUCGCUCGCACUCGAAGGGCAUCUACGCCGGCAAGCGCCCCGCUACGUUCUACUAA